Molecule: messenger RNA, 1809 nt
Organism: Pelagomonas calceolata
Lineage: Eukaryota; Pelagophyceae; Pelagomonadales; Pelagomonadaceae
Source: the annotation of a GenBank genome assembly
AUGGCCGAGCAGGAGUGUGUGGGCUUCAUCGACAUGGACUGCUUCUACGUCGCGGUGGAACGUACGCUCGACAAGUCCCUCGUCGGCGUCCCCUGCGCGGUCUGCCAGUACGAGUCGCAGCAGAAGGACACGAAGACCGUCGACCGGACGGAGAACCGGAAGGUGACCGUCGGCGGCGCGUCGUUGAUCGCCGUGUCGUACGAGGCGCGGGCGCGGGGCGUCACGCGGAUGAUGAACACGGGCGCCGCGCGCAAGCAGUGCCCAGAGCUCAUCACGGUCAUGGCACGUAUUCCGCGUCCUCGACGCGCCUUCGCUCUCUGCGCCAUCGACGCAACUCAUCUGUCAUCACCGCAGGUCCCGACCGCACACGGCAAGGCCAACAUGGCCGUCUACAAGGAGGCGGGCCAGGCCGUCUGCGAGGUCCUGGCCGACUUCGCCGAGAAGGUGGAGAAGCGGUCCGUCGACGAGGUCGCCGUCGACGUCACGCGCGCGGCGAAGGACCUGCUGGAAUCAACGCCCUUCGCCGAUGUUCUAGAAGAGGCCCUCGCGCCCGGCAGCCACCAGGCCGACAGCGCGGCGACGCUCGAGAUGGCGCGCGAGAGCCACGCGGCCAAUAGGAAAGGCUCUAAAGCGCAGAAGGAGCGACUGGAGAGGACGAGCGCGGGCGGCGACUACGACCAGGAGGAGCGCAUGCUCAUGGCCGCGGCCGUCGUCGUGAGCCGCGCGCGCAGGGCCGUGAGCGAUCGGUUGGGCUUUUCCUGCAGCGGCGGCGUCGCUCCUACAAAACAGCUCGCAAAGCUUGGGUGCGGGCUCCACAAGCCGAAUCAGCAGACCGUGGUCCUGCCGCGGCACAUCGACGGGUUGCUGCAGGAUUUACCGUUGGAUCGGCUCCAGGGUCUAGGGGGCAAGGAGGGCAAACAGCUCAUAUCGCGGCUGGGCGUCACGACGGCGGGCGAGCUCGGCGCGCUGACGCCCGACGAUCUAGUGAGGGCGGGCGCGGCCGACGAAGGCUCCGCGCGCAUCUACAUCGCGAUGGCCCGCGGGACGUAUCGCGAUCCCGUCGUGCACCGCAUGACGUACAAGUCGUUUGCUGCUUCGAAGAACUUCUACCGGGAGGCCCUCGACACGGACGAGGCCGUCGACGCGUGGCUCAAGAAGUUCAGCGAGGAGCUCUGGGAGCGCGUCACGAAGGAUCGCGAGAAGCACAACCGCGCGCCGACGAACGUGACGAUAUCAGUAAAUCGGGGCGGCAGUAGUGUCUCGCGGACGGGCCCCUUGUCGAUCGGCUGGGUAGGUUCGGCGGCCGUCGUGCACGACGGCGCUGUAUCAUUGUUCAGGAGAUACGCGCAGUCGAUUCAAACGCCGUACCAGAUCCAGACGUUAGGGGUGGGCGUCGGAAACUUCGUGGACUUACCGAAAGAAGGAAAGGGCGGCGGCAUCAUGAACCUGUUCAAGAGCACGAAGCCGGCGUCGUCGUCGCCGCGGCCGCCCGCGCCUCAGAAGCGGUCGUCGGGCGGCAUCGGAAAGUUCCUUGGCAAAGCUCAAGCGCCGCCGCCGCCGCCGGCACGGAAGAAGAAGCCCGCCGCGAAGGGCAUGGAGGCGUUCCUCGGCGGUGGCCCACAGAAGAAGGCGCGGCGCGCGCCCGCGGAGGUCAUCGACGUCGACGCGCCGUUGGUGCACCGGCCGGCGAACGACGUCGUGAUCGACGUCGACGCGGAGCCGUGGACCUGCUCGAAGUGCACGUACCACCACGCCGAGGCCGAGGCCGGAUUCCUCGCGUGCGCGAUGUGCGGCGCCCAGAAAGAGUAA